CGGAAUAUUAUUCCCUGAGUCGAGUCUCUGUGUAAACACUCUCGAAAAUGUGGCGGCAAAAGACUUGUCCGGGAGAUCCAGAUUCUGAUCAAAGCAUUUCUGAUGAGGAAGAUUAUAAUGUUGAUUUGCGAGAUAAUUGUGUCUCAAUGUGUGGGCGUCAGGACAAAGAGGAAGGAUUACAACUUCAAUCACGAUUGGAUAUACUAAGAGGUACUUAUGACAUAAAUUAUGGAAGGGAAUUUAGCAGUUCAUCAACACAGAAACAAUCAAGUGUCUCUUGUGAAGAUGAGGUUGAAGUCCCUGACUUCCCUGAUGAGGACAACUUUAUGUUUUCCCGAAGGAAGGCAUCUACAUGCAACACAGAUGAUGAAGCAAUCUCUGAUGAUGAGGAAAACGUACUCCUAAAAGUUUCAGUCACCUCUGGUGUUAAAACAUUCCAUAAAGAUGGAGUUCAUAACUUUUUAAGUGGGAACCAAGAUGUGGAAAACUCAUGCUCCACAGUAGGUAAAGAGGCUGAGGCACCCAUCCAAUCUAAUGAAAUUGCUAUAUCUUCAUCAUCACAUUCUGCCUACUCCAAAGCAAACAAAUCUUGUAAAGGAAUCAAAAGUAAAUCCAGGCCAAAAUUUUCAUUCCACUUCCAGUCACAUAAGGAUGGCAAUGGUGUGCCAUCCAAGGUUCAUGAAGUACCUGAAAGGUUGGAAACAGCCAACUCUAGAGAGCAUUCAAUUGCCGAGCUUUUUGAAGAUUUCUACGGAGAAAAACCCAAGAAAUCAGAGAUUGUGUCUGCUGAAGUAGAAGAUCUGCAUUUCUAUGGUGAGUGUUCAGUGGCUGAGCUUUUAGAUGGGCUUCAGGAUAGGACUAGUCUGCUGAAAAGAAAUUCCAAGAAGUAUAGCAGAAGUAGAGGGGAAAAGAUCCAAGUUGUAAAGAAAAGUAAGUCACCACUGGAAGACAGAGCCAUCGUCACUGAAGACCUCCCUGAACGCAUGAGUGGAUCAAGUGAUGAUGAGGCCAAUCAUCAAAAUGUAAAAACUGCAUUCCCCGAGAUGAAGAGGCAAACUAUUGCAGAUAGAUUUCAGGAAGCUCUAGGUGCUACCUCAAAUGAUGCAACAGCCCUUGUUACUGUACAAAGAACAUCUGGAGUUGGGUUAUUUGGGAAGUUGCAGCAGGUCAUGCAGAGUGAGAAGUUGAAAGAUAUGAACUUUUUGAACUUACAGAGCAGAGCUAGCCCAAAUAAUCCAAGCUGCAUGGAUGUAAGAAUCCUCUCAAGAUACUUGGACGCAAAGUUGAUAGUUUGUCGUGUCUCUUCUGUGAAGGACAUUGAGAGCAUAAAAUGGCCAGAGUUUAACAAAACAACGGUAAAUGAUGGAAGAGAAAGGACAAUUAUUUUUAAUCCAAGAGUUUGCUGUGAUGUUGACCUCGAAGCUGGGAAGUCAAUUCGGAUUCACCCCCCGUGGAAAGAGGUUCAGGUCACGGAAGAUGGUGAGAGCAUUAUUUUAUGUACAUAUUUCUCUCAAAUUUCAAGAUGAUACAUUGGGGUUCUUUUUGGAGAAAGGAGUAUUACUUCAUUCCUUUUGCAGGAUACUGUCAUUAGGUUAGAUUCAUCCAGAGUCGUGCAGUUAUCAGUGCACUGAGGCUACUUUUAAUAGGGAGCACAAAAAUCUCUGCACUAGGGCAAGUGCGAAGUGAUCUUUAGCAUAUGGCCUCUCUUGUUUCCGGGGAUAGAGUGAAUGGUCACUCUGGGUUUAAAAACUUGUUAAAACACUGAGGGUAAGAUUUAUGGUGUGAAAUAGGUUGAGCCAUUUUAAUUCUGUGGUUUCAAUAUCUUCUGAUUGAUUUAUGGAACUGAACUUCUGCAUGAUCACGGAGUAUCUUGUAAAAAAUUUCUACUAUUCUCUUAGUCUCCUUUACUUAUAAUCUAUUAAU
Messenger RNA from Pistacia vera, 1923 nucleotides. RefSeq lists its product as uncharacterized. Lineage: Eukaryota; Viridiplantae; Streptophyta; Magnoliopsida; Sapindales; Anacardiaceae. The transcript is spliced from 14 exons. The record is from RefSeq and is a predicted model, not a curated record. The coding region runs from base 48 to 1526 and encodes 492 amino acids.